Cucumis sativus (cucumber) is the source of this 2313-nucleotide messenger RNA. RefSeq lists its product as uncharacterized. The transcript is spliced from 2 exons. NCBI's taxonomy places the organism in Eukaryota, Viridiplantae, Streptophyta, Magnoliopsida, Cucurbitales, Cucurbitaceae. The coding region runs from base 35 to 1324 and encodes 429 amino acids. The record is from RefSeq and is a predicted model, not a curated record.
CCCGAGCUUGAAGAAGCCAAGGCAAAAGGGUCCAAUGGAUGCAUUUUUUACUCCUAACCCAGAAACUGUGGUUCAAAAUAGAAAGGACAAAGGAAAACAAACUUCAUUGAAUGCGACAUACAAGAAGGAAAUGAGAGAGCACACCAUCCAAAGAAUUGCUCGAUGGUUUUAUGAUGCAGGAGUGCCUCUGAAUGCUUGCACAUAUGAAAGUUUUGCCCCUAUGAUUGAGUCAAUUGGACAAUUCGGUCCUGGAUUGAAACCACCAUCUUAUCAUGAGUUAAGAGUUCCAUGUUUGAAGAAGGAAUUAGAAGCAACAAAUGAGUUGAUGAGUAACCAUAAGGUAGAGUGGGCCAAGGUUGGAUGCACUGUUAUGGCUGAUGGAUGGACCGAUAGAAGAAAUAGGACAUUAAUUAACUUUUUAGUUAAUAGUCCUAAAGGCACCAUGUUUAUUGAGUCCAUCGAUGCUUCAUUUUAUGUGAAAGAUGGAAAGAAGAUGUUCGAGUUACUUGAAAAUUUUGUAGACCAAAUUGGAGAAGCGAAUGUUGUACAAGUAGUUACCGAUAGUGCCUCAGCAAAUGUGAUGGUAGGGAGAUUGUUAGAAGCAAAACGGCCACAAUUAAUAUGGUCUCCGUGUGCCGCUCAUUGCUUAGAUUUGAUGUUGGAGGAUAUAUACAAGAUCUCGAAUAUUCGCAAAGCAUUGAAAAGAGGCAUAGAGAUCAACAAUUUCAUAUACGUUCGUCCUGGAUUGUUAAACAUGAUGCGACGUUUUACUAACCAAAAGGAGUUAGUUAGACCAGCUAAGACUCGUUUUGCUACUGCUUGCAUUACAUUAUCGAGUAUACAUCGUCAAAAGAAUAAUCUGAGGAAGAUGUUUACUUCAGAUGAAUGGAAGGACAGCAAAUGGAGUAAGGAGCAACAAGGGAAACGAGUAGUUCAGACUAUUUUGUUGGCUAGUUUUUGGACUACAAUUGUUUUCGCUCUUAAAGUAUCUGGCCCACUAGUCCGAGUUCUUAGAUUGGUUGAUGGCGAGAAGAAGCCACCUAUGGGAUAUAUUUAUGAGGCCAUAGAUAGAGCUAAGGAGGCUAUUGCUAAAUCCUUUAAUAAUAAUGAAGAAAAAUACAAGGACAUUUUCAUCAUAAUUGAUAAAAGAUGGGAGCUUCAGUUGCAUCGUCCUCUGCAUGCAGCGGGGUAUUAUUUAAACCCGUCAUUCUAUUAUUCGAAUCCUAACAUCCAGGAGGAUGAUGAAAUAGUUAAUGGACUCUACUCAUGCAUAACGAAAAUGGUUGCUUCAUUGGAACCCGAAAGACUCAGAAUGAUGAGGUAGAGGUAAUGCUAAAAGAGAGAGAUCUGACAUUGAACGCAUUGAAGGAGAAUCUUCACUUAGCCCAAAACCGCAUGAAGAAAUGGGCAGACACCAAAAGAAGGGAGUUGAAGUUCAAGGUGGGUGAUGAAGUGUACCUAAAACUCAGACCUUAUAGGCAGAGAUCCUUAGCUCGGAAAAGAUGUGAAAAGCUGGCACCAAAAUUCUAUGGGCCUUACACAAUCAUUGAAGAAAUAGGAGAUGUGGCAUAUAGAUUGAAACUUCCACCAGAAGCGAGUAUUCAUGAUGUGUUCCACAUCUCACAAUUGAAGCUCAAGCUAGGUAAGCAGCAUGUUGUGCAGCAACAACAACCUAUGUUGACAACAGAUUUCGAGUUACAACUAUGGCCAGAACAGGUAUUGGGAAUUCGCUGGAAUAAAGAUUUGGGAGCUAACGAAUGGCUAGUCAAGUGGAAGAAUUUAUCAGAAACUGAAGCAACAUGGGAAGCUGUCUAUCAAAUGAAUCAACAGUUUCCCACAUUCCACCUUGAGGACAAGGUGAAUUUGGAACCGAGGGGUGUUGUGAGACCCCCAAUCAUACAUACGUAUGUUAGGAAGGGUAAGAAGGGAAAUUCACCAACAAGUAAUGAGAGAGAAUGAGUGGGAAGUAAGAGAAUGUGCAGGUGGGUCCCACUGGGUAGGAAUUUGAGGGUGAGUAUAAAUAGAAUGAUUGGGAAAUAGGGAUAGGGAUCUUUUUUGUUAACCAUAGGGAAAAGAGGGGCGGCAGCAGCCGUAAAGGGGAGGGGGUAUCCUUCUUGUAAAGGAUGCUGGUAUGUUCUUGAUAUUUACUGUUCUUGCUUUCAUUUCAUAUUGUAGCUGUAUCUUUUGGCUAUAUACAUAAAUAAAGAAUCACAGGGGCUGUCUCUAUUUAGCCAUUGUUGAGUGUUUUAUUAGAAAGUGGGUUAGAAUCCUGACAUUUGGUAUCAGAGCCUAACAAAAAAAAAAAAAAAAAAA